CCAAUAUUGAUUCAUAUGUCAUCUAUAAGAUGAUAAAUGUGACUGCUUUAAUUGACAAAUCUGAAAAUAAAUAUAUAAAAUUUGAGUUUCUAAAACCUCUUUGGAGGACAUGAGUAAAAGUUGGAGAGGAUUGAACUAUUAUGUGUGUGAAUGAUAUAUAUUGACAUAACUUUUUUUUGUUACAAUAUUGACAUAUUUAUCACGCGUAUGUGAUAUACUUAGCCACAUUCCAAUAGUCAUUGAUUAGAAAUGGAAUGCAUAACUUAGAAGUGUGCAGGGUUUAAAUGAAAACUAAAAAUCAUUAGUUGAAUGUGGACUACUUAGUUGUGUGAAUGAUAUAAACAAUGACUGACUUACUUGCAUUCUCAUUAACUUAUAUUGUGAGAUCACAAAUGAUAAGAUAAGACCAGAAACUCACCCGGCCAACUGGCCGGGGACAAAGCUAGUUACAAAGUAUGGCCUUUCAAUAUAAAAAGAAAUCAUUCAUUAGAAUCAACGAUAAAUACACAAAAAAAAACGGCAUUAUAAUAAACAGUAGGGAUGGGAUUAGGUGCUAACCCUUAUAAGGGUUAGCACCGUGAUAACUAGCCAAAAACGCUACUAAAAAUAACGAAAUCACUACGGAUUAUUAUAAAAUCAAUACAACAUCUAAGCUAAAUCACUACUAAUUCAAACUAGUAGUAGUUUUUCCCUUGGUUAGGACGGUGCUAACUAUUGUACAAUUAGCACCGUAACCGCUCCCUAAACAGUAUUGUAACAAUUAAGAUGCUCUUGGUCGACAUCCAUGUUGAUUAUUGUGUAAGUGGGGUUGAUGGUGUUGUGUUUUUUCUAUACUAAACACAUGAGUGGUUGUUGUUUGUUAAAUGUCGAUAUAAUAAUGAUUUGAGUCAAUUAUUGCUUUGGAAUCUCUACAUAUUUUUGUCUCAUUGGUGCUUUUGGUCCCAUUCUUCCAAGAGUCUAGUAAAUGACUUUUUGUCCCAACUUUUAUCAUGGUGAUCAAGGAAGAAAGGUGUUGUUUUUUUUUUUAACAAAGGAAGAAGGUUGGUUGGUUGAUAAAUCAAUCAUCAAUUUUAUCUUGGCAAUACAUGCAGUUUUUUUUAAGAGUGUUUCAACUUCUAUGAGAUUAACAAGAAUCAUGUAAGUGCAGGGCGUGCAUAGGAUCUAUAUGUUUUCGUGAUAUUUUAAUAUCGUAUUAUUUUUAUGCAUGAUCUCUUAUACUUGGAUAACAAAUGCACAUCUAUAGAGAAUUGAUUACUUAUUUAGCUCACUUGCCACAUAUAUGCUGACUUUUUUUUUGUGUACAUCUUUUGGAGGGGGGUAAAUGUGCAAGUGCCAAGCCAAAAGGAUAAGGUUUGUUUUAGGAGGGACAAAAUUUUGGGUUGGUGGACAUUGUUGUCACUCAAUUAAUCUUGAUGGACAUCUUUUAAGCCUAUUAAUGCGUUUUAGUAGUUGUUGGACCAAUCCAAUUUCCUAUCUUUUGAAUUUGUUUCAGAUGAUUCCAAGUUGCUUGAUAGAGGGUCAUAUUUUCUCCUUCAAUGUCACUUUUCUUGUUGAUUUAGAUGUGCAUGUGCUCAUUGAUUUUGGCCAACAAAAAAAGAAAGUUCAUAACUAGAGGGGAAAAUAAUGAUUUGUCAAUCAUACUAAAAAAGUUGCAUAUUGAAGAAAUAAGGUGGUCAUCUUUGGGUUAAUUCAAUUGAGCAUUAUCGUAUUAGAAGUUGAGAUUAACCUCGAUUUUUAGGGUACUUUUAGACAAGUGAGUAGUCAUCAAAAGGUAGUAGCAACCGUCGUAAUCCACUCAGCAAGCAACAAAGUAAUUGAUCAUCGAGCAAAAAAUCAAUCAUAUUUAGAGUCUCGACUCAAACGAGAACUGAUGAUGUGCCGUUUAGUUCACGGAAAAGAAUAUUGUUUUUUAGCUCAGUAAAACAUUUCAUCUCGAACCCUAGACAACUUACUGUCGGUAAUUUCUUUUCCCCUAAAUUUUGUGUCGCCCCACGCAUAAUUAGUCUCGGCCACUCUCUCACAUUUGGAAUUGGUUAUCCAUUUUGCUCCCAAAACUCCCCAAAGAUGAUGGGCAGAUGAGUAAUUGGUUAGGGUUCAUAGCAAAAGUGUUCUUAUAUAUAUAUAUAUAUAUAUAUAUAUAUAUAUAUAUAUUGUGAGAUCAGUAGGCAAACAGAAAACCAUAUUCAGUUUACUUGUGCAUCACAUAACCACUUCGAUCCCUCCAAGAGAAUACUUAAACCAUAUGCAUACUCUUUUGUUUCCCUAUCUUCAACUUCACAGCUUGUUGUGAUUGAUCGUGAAUGAUGUGGAUUUGUUGCUUGGUAGGGACGACUAUGGUGUCAUGUAUUCGAUGCUUGGAAUCCAUUUAAUUUAUUGUGAUAUUUGUUUAAAUACUUGAGAGAGGCUUGCGAAAUUUAUAACCCGUCAGAAUCGAAGAUAAACGUUAAAUUCAAUCAUAGUAUUUGACAAAAUCACGUAGAUGGCAUCCUAGCAAAAAUAAGCUGACGGAUCAUUUAGAUGGAGAGCAUUUUGAAACAUAGAUAUUUGUGAAUAAAUGUCCCCUUCUACAAAAAGAUAAGAUAUUUCAAAAUGACUUUAACGAAGACAUUAUAAAUCAAAAUUCUAAUUUUCCUCUUUCAAAUCAAAAUUAGACUAAUCUUGAGGCACUCUAAUCCAAAGAUCUCACAAUCCAAACAACUCAUGAGUAUGGUUAGCAUGAAAUUAGGGGUUCUGUCUAACUAACAAUUUCAUAUCUUUCCCAUCUGGUUUUUCAUCCUUCAAAACCUCCUGCUAAAUAAACCAAGAAGACUAGUAAUGACUUCUCCAUUACUUCCACAGUUUGUUUGAACUCUCUUUUGACUUCAAUAAUUAUUUGAGAUCUUCACCAAUCACCAUUAUUGGGUAUCAUUUGCUUAAGCAAUUGAUCAAAUCAUUCAAUGAUCUAGUUAAGCAAAAGAUCAAAACCUGGGCUUAAGAAAUUAAUAAAGAAGAUUCUUCUUCUACAGUGGCUGAGCCAGAAUUCCUCUCUCUCUCUCUCUCUCUCACUCUUUCCCUCUCUACUUUUGCAAGUGAAAGAAAAUCCACUCACUGACUGACAGUCACAGGCUCUUGAAUUUUUUUUUUCUUGCUUGCCUUGCCUGUAAAGCACAGCUCCCCACUACCACUACCAGUCUACCACAUCCUCUCCCUCUCCCGCCAUUAGGAAAACGACGGCGUACCCGUGACGCUCCUCUGGCUUUAUCAGGCCACCAUCCAUCCCCUCCAUUUCAAGUCCCAGAAUUCUUGUCUGGUAAUUAUGUUCAGCAUUCUGCCAAUCCUUCCUUUCUCCUGUCGAUUUCCAGCUUGUUAGCUAAAUGAACAGAAGAAACCAACACUCUUGCCUUUCUCACGGACCCAUAAUCCCAUUUUGCUUCCUCCCCCCCAAACUCCUUUCUGUACAGAUAAAUUACAAGAAAAGACGCCAUUCUGUUCACGGGUCCCAUUGCUCUUCGUCCUCUGGACUUCCCAAGGCUGUUCUUUUUUCCCUUCUCAUCUGGGUACUGAGGAUUUGUUAAAAAGAUUGCGCCUUUACCUCAAAUUCGAUGCUUUAGCUUUCCGCGACCUAUAUUAUACGGAUUUAGAGCUUCCACCCUUUCUGGGUUCUUUGUCAAAUCAGAAAAAAUGGUGCCGGGGAAAGCUAAAGCAAGAGUCUUUGCCCUGUUCUUCCUGUUCUUGUUGAUAUCUUGCUCAGAGGGCAAAGAGUGUACUAACAGUCCCACGCAGCUUUCUUCCCACACGUUUCGAUAUGGGCUUUUGUCGUCGGGCAACGACACGUGGAAGUCGGAGAUGUUCGCCCAUUACCAUGAGGAUGAUCAUUUGAUACCCACUGAUGAUUCGGCCUGGGCCAGUUUGCUUCCGAGGAAGGUUUUGAGGGAGGAGGAAGAGUUCAAUUGGGCGAUGGAGUACAGGAAAAUGAAGAAGAAUGUUCAGUCAUCUUCUGCUGGGAGCUUCCUGAAGGAAGUGUCUUUGCAUAAUGUGAGGCUGGAUCCUGGUUCCUUGUACGGGAGGUCUCAGCAGACGAAUUUGGAGUACUUGUUGAUGCUGGAUGUUGAUAAUUUGGUUUGGAGCUUCAGGAAGAAUGCUGGUUUUGCGACUCCUGGGACUCCUUAUGGUGGCUGGGAAGCUGCUGAUGUUGAGCUCAGAGGCCAUUUUGUUGGACACUACUUGAGUGCUGCAGCGAUGAUGUAUGCCAGUACACACAAUGAAACUCUCAAAGAGAAAAUGUCAGAAGUCGUGUCAGCUCUAUCUAAAUGUCAAGACAAGGUCGGCUCCGGCUAUCUUUCUGCUUUCCCCUCUGAGUUCUUCGAUCGAUUCGAGGCUGUGCAGCCUGUUUGGGCUCCUUAUUACACCAUUCACAAGAUCAUGGCAGGUCUUUUUGACCAGUACAUGUUUGCCAACAAUGCUCAAGCUCUCAAGAUGGUAACAUGGAUGGCUGAUUACUUCUAUGGCCGUGUCCAGAAUGUUAUAACCAAGUAUACAAUCGAGAGACAUUUUCGGUCUCUGAAUGAAGAAACUGGAGGGAUGAAUGAUAUUCUCUACAAAUUGUACAGCGUAACGGGAAAUUCCAAGCAUUUGUUGCUGGCUCACCUUUUUGACAAGCCAUGCUUCCUAGGCUUGCUUGCAAUCCAGGCUGAUGACAUAUCAGGUUUUCAUGCAAAUACUCAUAUCCCAAUUGUUAUUGGAGCACAGAUGCGCUACGAACUCACUGGUGAUACACUUUAUAAGGAAAUUGGUACAUACUUCAUGGAGAUUGUCAACUCUUCUCACAGCUAUGCAACUGGAGGGACAUCAGUCAGUGAAUUCUGGUCUGAGCCAAAGAGGUUGGCUGGUACACUGCAGACAGAGAAUGAAGAAUCAUGCACUACUUACAACAUGCUCAAAGUCUCACGUCACCUCUUCAGAUGGACGAAAGAAGUGGCUUAUGCAGACUACUACGAGCGUGCCAUUACCAAUGGUGUCCUGGGGAUCCAGAGAGGAACAGAACCUGGAGUGAUGAUCUACAUGCUACCACAGGGUCCUGGAAGCUCUAAGGGUAGAAGCUACCAUGGAUGGGGAACACCAUUUCAGUCCUUCUGGUGUUGUUAUGGAACAGGAGUGGAGUCCUUCUCGAAGUUGGGGGAUUCGAUAUACUUUGAAGAGGAAGGAAAUGCACCAGGACUUUACAUCAUCCAGUACAUAUCGAGCACCUUUGACUGGGAAUCUGGACAGUUCUUGCUCAGUCAGAAAGUUGAUCCCGUUGUCUCUUGGCAGCCUUUUCUACGAGUGACAUUGACAGUUUCUCCGAAAGAGAGGUCUGGUAAGUCGUCUACUUUGAAUCUGAGGAUACCAACUUGGACAAAUGCAAAUGGUGCUGAGGCGACCUUAAAUGCUGGAAGUUUGCCUCUACCUGCACCAGGAAAUUUCCUCUCUGUGACAAAAAAGUGGAGCAGCAGUGACAAAUUGACACUAAAGCUGCCUAUGAGUUUGAGAACUGAAGCUAUCAAAGAUGACAGGUCUGAGUAUGCUUCCAUAAUGGCAAUCCUCUAUGGCCCAUACCUACUUGCUGGCUACAGCAAUGGUGACUGGAACCUCAAACUCGGAUCGAGCCUUCCUGAAUCCAUCACUCCAGUUCCUUCUACACACAAUUCCCAACUCCUUACCCUCUCCCAAGAAUCUGGAGGUUCUACAUUGGUCGUGACAAACACAAACGAAUCUUCGAUCACGAUGGAGAAGCUCUCCAUCCCUGGCUCCGAUGCUUCAGUCCACUCCACAUUCAGACUUGUCUCAAGCAACAACAACCACAAGCUAUCAACAACACUCAAAGAUCUCAUUGGUGAAAAAGUCAUGUUGGAGCCAUUCCAUCUCCCCGGGAUGGUGCUAACGCAGAAUGGGAAGGAUGAAGCAAUCAUGGUCAAAAACUCAGUUCCUUCAGAUGGAUCUUCCGAAUUCCUCGUCGUAUCAGGACUGGAUGGGAAGGAAGGAAGCGUGUCUCUCGAGUCUGUUGCCCAGAAGGGCUGCUUUGUGUUCAGUGGAGUGGAUUACAAGCCAGGAGCUAAGGUAAAGCUCAGCUGCAGGACCAGCUCAGGCAGUGGUGGUGGUGAUGAAUUCGGUAAAGGAGCAAGCUUUUCAGCGAAUCGAGGGCUGUCACAGUACCAUCCCCUUAGCUUUGUUGCUAAGGGGGAGAACAGAGGUUUCAUUCUUGCACCAUUGCUGAGCUUUAGGGACGAAUCAUACACUGUCUACUUCCACUUCCGUAGUUGAGAAAAAGGACGGUUACAUACAUUUUGGAAGUAGUAGUUAGUUUGCGUAUGAAGCAAGCAAUAACAAACCAGAGUGGGAAAGGAGCAUAUUUCCACAAUGUUUAGUGAAAAAAUGCAUUGUAUUGGA
Molecule: messenger RNA, 6405 nt
Organism: Linum trigynum
Lineage: Eukaryota; Viridiplantae; Streptophyta; Magnoliopsida; Malpighiales; Linaceae
Source: the annotation of a GenBank genome assembly